Lizanozyma spartinae is the source of this 1593-nucleotide messenger RNA. RefSeq names its product Zn(2+) transporter. Gene Ontology annotation, biological process: zinc ion transmembrane transport. The transcript has a single exon. The record is from RefSeq and is a predicted model, not a curated record. Gene Ontology annotation, cellular component: membrane. Lineage: Eukaryota; Fungi; Ascomycota; Pichiomycetes; Serinales; Debaryomycetaceae. The coding region runs from base 1 to 1593 and encodes 530 amino acids. Gene Ontology annotation, molecular function: zinc ion transmembrane transporter activity.
AUGAUCAGUGAACUUUCGCAAGCAUGGGGUCUUAUCUCCUUAAACUCUAUCCUUUGUAUCUUGGGAACUUUGGUUCUCUUUUUAGAUGAUCUUUAUCAUCUAUUGAUGCCUCUGUUUAUCACUAGAAGAUACCCCUUUGAGAUUAAGGAGAACUACAGCUUAUUGAACGGGACCAUGUCGUUCAGUAGUGGUUGCUUAUUAUUCACAUCGCUUUAUAAGCUACUUCCUGAAGCCAUGGAAUAUUUCAAAAUAUCAAAGAAUCCUACUACUCCUGAUAUUCAGCCAGACCAAAUAAAUGGAGAACAGAAAAUGAACUUGUAUCUUACUGCGUGUUAUGCUAUAGGGGUACUUAUCUCUGUAUCUUUCAAUGCUAUAUUACAUUUGAUUACUAGUGAAUCAGUAGUUCAUUGUUCUCAUGAUGGUGGCGAAGAUCCACAUCAAAAUUAUGGUCAUAGCCAUAGCCAUACAGCAGAAGAAAAUCCAGAUGUAAACGAUGAUAACACAUUCUCCCAUCGCAAUUCAACUUCAAGCGAAAGCUACGAUGCUAUCCAUCAAAAGGUUUCUGGAAAGAACGCUAACUCAAAUGAUUCUUCGGAUAGAGCUGAAGAUGCUACAGAGCAAACUCCACUUUUAGGGUCGGCGGAAAGUAUUAAUCGAGUUCCUCGGUCCAAAAAAUCAAUCAUAGAUAUCCUUACUCAUACCACUGGAGAUGAAGAGCAUCCUUUAGGUGAAUGUAGAGGUUAUUCUUCACCCGAAGUAUGUUUAUUGGGUAGUUGCAAAGGGAAGCUUCAUUUCUGCGAGAUCCCAUUACUACAAGGUUCAAAUCUGAUUCAUAAUGAUUCCAUAAUCUCUGAUGAACACAAUCCUCAUCAUCAUACUUGUGUGUGUCAUAUAUCUAGGGCUGAUUCCAAGCCGCUUACAGACGGAUAUGAUGUGGUACUGCCUGCCCCUGAACAAGAAUUCAUAAUUCACCCGUAUCAUUCGCAUAAUUCAGAUCAUGUUCAUCAUAAUCAUGGUCAUAAUCAUAAUCAUUUAGAGUCUGGGAGUAUGGAAGCUCAUGAAAAUAGCCAUCAUCAUCAUACUACUUCACCCUUCUCCAAAUUAUUUUCUAUUGGGAUACAAACAGUUUUUGCUAUUACUUUACAUAAGUUGCCAGAAGGGUUUGUCACGUACAUUACUUCGAAAACUAAUCCUGAACUUGGAAUUGUUAUAUUCUUAAGUUUAGCAUUUCAUAAUUUUACUGAAGGGUUUGCUAUGUCUAUGCCACUAUAUUAUGCCUUUGAAGCAAAUAGUUCACGAUUCACAGCCAAAGUUAAAGCUGCUACCAUUAGUGGAGUUUUAGGAGCAUUAUCUCAGCCAUUGGGGGCAUUUAUUGGCUUACUUUUCCUUAGAGCCAAUAGUAGCAUUGAUUUCUCUAAACUUAACCUUGUUUUUGGAACUACAUUAGCCAUUACGAGUGGGUUCUUGACGGUUAUUGCUCUUUCCAUGUAUGGAGCAGCAGUAUCUUUUGGAGGAAAUCUGGCAUUUACCAUGACUUGGGCUUUAGUAGGUAUAAUUACUAUUGGUAUAUCCAGUGCUUUCGGUGCAGACUAA